CAACUCGCCACAACCAAACCUGACACAGACACAACAAGAGUCUGACCUAGCACAGGAGGAUUACAAGCCUGAACACUGUACUUGGGACAACUCACAGUUUCCAUUGAACACAUGUUAUCUAGGCCAGCUGCCUCUCAGGAGUAUUCUGAGCUAUGAAGGUGGAAGAGGAAAAGUUGGCCCACUACCAUAUGGAUAUCAUGUGAAGCUCCCAGAAAUAUUCCAGAUGGUUGGAUCAGAAGCCCUGUCUCAGAAACAUCUACUGACAGAGGAGUGGAGAAGUCUUAGUGGGGGAGUUUAACCGGAGAGCGAAACUUUGACACUCUUUUUUGGAAAACUGUAAGAGCUUGUGAGAAAGAUCCAACAUGGCAGUUGCCAGCAUAUCUAUCCCUGGUUUCACGCCGGGCCACAAACUGGGGUUUGAUGACUACAGUCUCUACAACAACCUGUCAGAUGACGAGCUGAUUCUGCUGGCUAUCGAACGCAGCCUCAGUGAUGCCCACAAUGCCACUUCACCCAGUGAAGCCAGCAACACCCCAACAGCUCUAGGCAGAAGAACAGUCCAGUAUAGGUCAAAUCCAUCCCCAACCAGGCCAAACCCACCAAGGCAGGAACCAAGACAUAGGCCACCUACUGCCAACCCAACUGACGCGGAACAGGACACUAUUGUGCAAGCAGUCCUGAAUGGUGAUGUGACUAUGGUUCAAGCUAUGGCUAAAAACAAUGCGAAUAACAUCCUGUGGCCUGACAAGUAUGGAUGGAUCCCGCUGCACGAGGCUGCAUAUUAUGGCCAAGACCAGUGUGUCAGGGAUCUUCUUGGGGCUCAACCUAGUAUGAUUAACAAGUGUGACCUGAAAGGCCAGACUGCUCUCAUCUUGGCGGUGUACAGGGAAAAGGUGGCCUGUGUAGAGAUGCUUCUGGAGAAGGGGGCUGACCCAGACCUCGCCAACAAGGACAGAGAGACCCCACUCUACAAAGCUUGUGAAAGUGGUAAUGCUGAGAUUGUGGUCAUGCUUCUGAAUCACGGUGCUGUGGUGAACAAACACUGCAUUCUGGGCUGUACAGCUCUCCAGGAGGCUGUGAGCCGCAACAACGUGGAGAUCUGUGAGAUCUUGGUCCAGGCCGGGGCGAAGCUCAGCCCAACCAACAUGUACGGUAUCGCGCCCCUAUUUACUGCAGCCCAGAGUGGACACGAGGAAACACUUCGAUUUCUCAUUAAACACGGUGCUGAUAUCAACAGUGAGGCAAGUGAUGGGGCCACCGCUCUAUAUGAAGCGGCUAAGAAUGGCCAUGAGGACAUUGUGGAGCUUCUUCUUUCUCAGGAUGCUGAUGCCAACAAAGCGGGCAAUAAAGGACUUCUGCCACUACAUAUUGCUGCCCAACGAGGAGCUGAUGGUAUCGUGUCAUUGCUGAUCAAAGUCACCAGCAAGUACAGAGUGAAUCGCAGUGGAGUCAGUCCCCUCCACCUGGCCGCCGAGUGCAACAGGGACGCAGUUGUGGAGAUCCUGAUUGAGGCCGGCUACGACGUCAACGCCAUGCUGUCAGAUGACCGCUCCAUGAUGUACGAGGACCAUCGUAGCACGACUCUCUACUUCGCCGUCGCCAACGGCAAUGUGGACGCAGCCACCAUGCUUCUAGAUGCCGGUGCCAUCCCGAACCUGGACACCUUCAACCCGCUACUGGUUGCAUUGAGGCAGGGUAGUAUCGAAUUGGUCACUUUGCUGGUGGAGCACGGUGCCAAUGUCAACGCCUACGUACCCACUCACCCCACCUCGUUCCCGGCCACCCUCAUAUUCGGUAUGAAGUACCUGUCCAUGCUGAAGUAUCUGAUGGACAAUGGCUGCGAUGCCCUCUCCUGUUUUAGUUGCACUUAUGGCAGUGGUCCACACCCACCACAUCAGGAGACCUCUGAGAGGGAUGACUUGCACUACAAUACCAAUACACUCAGAAACACUGGGGAACCUGUUCAGAUAAACAAAAUAACAAUUAAAUGUUUAGUAUGGGGAUUUUUAAUGACCACAGAGAGUCAGGUCACCCGUUUAACAUCCCAUCCGAAAGACAGCACUCUGAACAUGGAAAUGGCUCGUUCACUGCCCUGGGAUUCGAUCUUAAGACCGGAGGCCAGAUUGCCCCCUACUGAUCCUACAACACCACUUCCAGCAGCAUCUGGUCUCCCAUCCAGGACUCACCCUGCUUUGCUUCAGAGGCAAACCAGCAGUGGGAUGCAGGGUGGUAUGCUGUUGGCAACAGUUUUCUGUGAGGUAAUCUCUACACGCUGGGCAGGACCCAUCAUAGAUGUACUCCUGAAUUACGUUGGCCAUGUGAAACUCUGCUCCAGACUUACUGAGCACCUAGAUAGCUUGGAGGACUGGGAAGUCAUCAAGGACAAAACAAGGCAUUCACGUCCACUGAUGCAGCUGUGCAGGCUGAAGAUUCGCCAGCAGGUUGGAAUCCACAGACUGAGGUGCAUCAAAAAACUGCCCCUCCCACCACGACUAAUCAAGUACCUCAACCAUGAAGAGCGCAACCAAGAAAAUGUUUUGUGAAUAAUAGUCUGUGACAUUAUAGUCAAAGUAAGAGAUGAUGAGGGACUACAGCGCAAAAUCUCUUGACAUAAUCAGUGUUUUGGUGUGAAUCUUUUUACUUAUAUUUGAGCAGUAAUAUAGAGCAGUGCUUACCAACAUGGGGUACUGCAAGUGGUUCUCAAUUUAUUUUAUUAUUAUUAUUAUUAUUUUAUAUUUUUCUUCCAAACAUAAUACCAUAGGGGAGUAUAGUAUAUGGUAUUAUAAGCAAUUGUACAUUACUUUUUACAAUGCAAAUUGUGUUGCCCCU
Oncorhynchus gorbuscha (pink salmon) is the source of this 2829-nucleotide messenger RNA. RefSeq names its product ankyrin repeat and SOCS box protein 2-like. The record is from RefSeq and is a predicted model, not a curated record. Gene Ontology annotation, molecular function: protein binding. The transcript is spliced from 11 exons. Gene Ontology annotation, biological process: intracellular signal transduction. Lineage: Eukaryota; Metazoa; Chordata; Actinopteri; Salmoniformes; Salmonidae. Bases 363 to 2543 code for a protein of 726 amino acids.